GCAGCGCUCACCUCCCUCCGCCUCAGACUGUUUUGGUAGCAACGGCAACGGCGGCGGCGCGUCCCGGCCCGGCUCCCGGCAGCUCCUCGGAUUCGGCGGGCCUCCCCGCCCAUUCGUCGUUCUCCUUCUCCCCCUCGCUGGCCCGGGCGCCCCCCCGGCCGCGCUAACCCGCGCCUCCCCGUUCGGCGCCCGCGCGUCCCCGCCGCGCUCCGGCGUCUCCUCGGCGCGCCCGGCUCCCGGCUGUCCCCGCCCGGCGUGCGGGCCGGUGUAUGGGCCCCUCACCAUGUCGCUGAAGCCCCAGCAGCAGCAGCAGCAGCAGCAGCAACCACCCGCGGUCGCCAAUGCCCGCAAGCCCGGUGGCGGCGGCGGCGGCGGCCUUCUCACGUCGCCCGCCGCCGCGCCGUCAUCGCCUUCAGUCUCGUCGUCUUCGGCCGCGGCUUCAUCCUCCUCGGUGGCGGCGAGCGCUGGCGGCGGGCGGCCGGGCCUGGGCAGAGGCCGAAACAAUAACAAGGGACUGCCUCAGUCUACGAUAACUUUUGAUGGAAUCUAUGCAAAUAUGAGGAUGGUUCAUAUACUUACAUCAGUUGUUGGAUCCAAAUGUGAAGUACAAGUGAAAAAUGGAGGUGUAUAUGAAGGAGUUUUUAAAACAUACAGUCCUAAGUGUGAUUUGGUACUUGAUGCUGCACAUGAGAAAAAUACAGAAUCCAGUUCUGGGCCAAAACGUGAAGAAAUAAUGGAGAGUAUUCUGUUCAAGUGUUCAGACUUUGUUGUGGUACAGUUUAAAGAUAUGGACUCCAGUUAUGCAAGAAGAGAUGCUUUUACUGACUCUGCUAUCACUGCUAAAGUAAAUGGUGAACACAAAGAAAAGGACUUGGAACCCUGGGAUGCAGGUGAACUCACUACCAACGAGGAACUAGAAGCUUUGGAAAAUGACGUUUCUAAUGGAUGGGAUCCCAAUGAUAUGUUUCGAUAUAAUGAAGAAAAUUAUGGUGUAGUGUCUACAUAUGAUAGCAGUUUAUCUUCAUAUACGGUGCCCUUAGAAAGGGAUAAUUCGGAAGAAUUUUUAAAACGAGAAGCAAGAGCAAACCAAUUAGCAGAAGAAAUUGAAUCAAGUGCCCAGUACAAAGCCCGGGUGGCCCUGGAAAAUGAUGAUAGGAGCGAAGAAGAAAAAUACACAGCAGUUCAGAGAAAUGCCGGUGAACGUGAGGGUCACAGCACAAACACUAGGGAAAAUAAAUACAUCCCUCCUGGACAAAGAAAUAGAGAAGUCAUAUCCUGGGGAAGUGGAAGGCAGAAUUCACCGCGUAUGGGCCAGCCUGGGUCGGGCUCCAUGCCAUCAAGAGCCAGCUCUCACACUUCAGAUUUCAACCCGAAUUCUGGUUCAGACCAAAGAGUAGUUAAUGGAGGUGUUCCCUGGCCAUCGCCUUGCCCAUCUCCUUCCUCUCGCCCACCUUCUCGCUACCAGUCAGGUCCCAACUCUCUUCCACCUCGGGCAGCCACCCCUACACGGCCGCCCUCCAGGCCCCCCUCGCGGCCAUCCAGACCCCCGUCUCACCCCUCUGCUCAUGGUUCUCCAGCUCCUGUCUCUACUAUGCCUAAACGCAUGUCUUCAGAAGGGCCUCCAAGGAUGUCCCCAAAGGCCCAGCGACACCCUCGAAAUCACAGAGUUUCCGCUGGGAGGGGUUCCAUUUCCAGUGGCCUAGAAUUUGUGUCCCAUACACCUCCAAGUGAAGCAGCUGCCCCUCCAGCAGCAAGGACCAGUCCCGCAGGGGGCACCUGGUCAUCCGUGGUCAGUGGCGUUCCAAGAUUAUCCCCCAAAACUCACAGACCCAGGUCUCCCAGACAAAACAAUAUUGGAAAUACUCCUAGUGGACCAGUUCUUGCUUCUCCCCAAGCUGGUAUUAUCCCGACUGAAGCUGUUGCUAUGCCUGUUCCAGCUGCAUCUCCUACGCCUGCCAGUCCUGCAUCCAACAGAGCUGUUACCCCAUCUAUUGAGGCUAAGGAUUCCAGGCUUCAAGAUCAGAGACAGAACUCUCCUGCAGGGAAUAAAGAAAAUGUAAAGCCUAAUGAGACAUCACCUAGCUUCUCAAAAGCUGAAAAUAAAGGUAUAUCACCAAUUGUUUCUGAGCAUAGAAAACAGAUUGAUGACUUAAAGAAAUUUAAGAAUGAUUUUAGGUUACAGCCAAGUUCUGCUUCUGAAUCUAUGGAUCAACUGCUAACCAAAAAUAGAGAGGGAGAAAAAUCAAGAGACUUGAUCAAAGACAAAAUUGAACCAAAUGCUAAGGAUUCUUUCAUUGAAAAUAGCAGCAGCAACUGCACCAGUGGCAGCAGCAAGCCAAACAGCCCCAGCAUUUCCCCCUCAAUCCUCAGUAACACGGAGCACAAGAGGGGACCUGAGGUCACAUCCCAAGGGGUUCAGACUUCCAGUCCAGGAUGUAAACAAGAGAAAGAUGAUAAAGAGGAGAAGAAAGACGCAGCUGAGCAAGUGAGGAAAUCAACAUUGAACCCCAAUGCAAAGGAGUUCAACCCUCGUUCUUUUUCUCAGCCAAAGCCUUCUACCACCCCAACUUCGCCUCGCCCUCAAGCACAACCCAGCCCGUCUAUGGUGGGCCAUCAGCAGCCAACUCCAGUUUAUACUCAGCCUGUUUGUUUUGCACCAAAUAUGAUGUACCCAGUCCCAGUGAGCCCUGGCGUGCAACCUUUAUACCCUAUACCUAUGACGCCCAUGCCAGUGAAUCAAGCCAAGACAUAUAGAGCAGGUAAAGUACCAAAUAUGCCCCAGCAGCGGCAGGACCAGCAUCAUCAGAGCACCAUGAUGCACCCGGCCUCGGCAGCAGGCCCUCCCAUUGUGGCCACCCCACCAGCUUACUCCACACAAUACGUUGCCUAUAGUCCUCAGCAGUUUCCAAAUCAGCCUCUUGUUCAGCACGUGCCACAUUAUCAGUCUCAGCACCCGCACGUCUAUAGCCCCGUAAUACAGGGCAGCGCUAGAAUGAUGGCACCAGCGGCACACGCCCAGCCUGGUUUAGUGUCCUCGUCAGCGGCUCAGUACGGGGCUCACGAGCAGACGCAUGCGAUGUACGCAUGCCCCAAAUUACCAUACAGCAAGGAGACAAGCCCUUCUUUCUACUUUGCCAUUUCCACUGGCUCCCUUGCUCAGCAGUAUGCGCACCCUAAUGCCACCCUGCACCCACAUACUCCACAUCCUCAGCCUUCAGCCACCCCCACCGGCCAGCAGCAAAGCCAACAUGGCGGAAGCCACCCAGCCCCCAGUCCUGUUCAGCCCCAUCAGCACCAAGCCGCGCAGGCGCUCCAUCUGGCCAGUCCACAGCAGCAGUCAGCCAUUUACCACGCCGGGCUUGCGCCAACCCCACCUUCCAUGACACCUGCCUCCAACACGCAGUCGCCACAGAGUAGUUUCCCAGCAGCACAACAGACCGUCUUUACAAUCCACCCUUCUCAUGUGCAGCCGGCAUACACCAACCCACCCCACAUGGCCCACGUGCCUCAGGCUCAUGUACAGUCAGGAAUGGUUCCUUCUCAUCCAACUGCCCAUGCGCCAAUGAUGCUAAUGACGACACAGCCACCCGGCGGUCCCCAGGCCGCCCUCGCUCAAAGUGCACUACAACCCAUUCCAGUCUCGACAACAGCGCAUUUCCCCUAUAUGACGCACCCUUCAGUACAAGCCCACCACCAACAGCAGUUGUAAGGCUGCCCUGGAGGAACCGAAAGGCCAAAUUCCCUCCUCCCUUCUACUGCUUCUACCAACUGGAAGCACAGAAAACUAGAAUUUCAUUUAUUUUGUUUUUUAAAACUAUAUGUUGAUUUCUUGUAACAUCUGAUAGAAUGCUAACAGUUCACUUGCAGUGGAAGAUACUUGGACCGAGUAGAGGCAUUUAGGAACUUGUGGGCUGUUCCAUAAUUCCAUGCGCUGUUUCAGUGUCCUGCAAGUACCCCAGCUCUGCUUGCUGAAACUGGAAGUUAUUUAUUUUUUAAUGACCCUCAAAAGUCAUGAACACAUCAGCUAGCAAAAGUAACAAGAGUGAUUCUUGCUGCGAUUACUGCUAAAAAAAAAAAAAUCAAGACUUGGAACGCCCUUUUACUAAACUUGACAAAAGUUCAGUAAAUUCUUACCGUCAAACUGACGGAUUAUUAUUUAUAAAUCAAGUUUGAUGAAGUGAUCACUGUCUACAGUGGUUCAACUUUUAAGUUAAGGGAAAAACUUUUACUUUGUAGAUAAUAUAAAAUAAAAACUUUAAAAAAAAUCAAAAAAUAAAAAAAGUUUUAAAAACUGAUACCCAGUUAGUGUGUGUUUGUAUAAGCUACUAGUUAAUACCAAGGCAGGAGGGCUGAGUGUGCUUUCUUAAUAUCCUGGAAGGUUAGCUGUCAAAUGAUUUUUCUUCUUCACCUUUAGUUCUGGUUCAAGGUAUCUCUAGAAAAAGACAAGACUGAGAUAUUCUCUUUGGUGGAUAGAGAUCUGCUUCAGAAGGAGGAAGGCUGGCCAGAGGUGGGCAGCGCUGAAAUCCACAUCCUCAGCCUGACACUGAUUCUAAAUGAUCAAAGGCAGAAGAUUUAUACCAGAUAAAGCCAUAUGGAUUGCUGGUCUAAAAUUCAAGGCAGGAAGGACAGUGGCUACUCAGCAGCCGGUGACUGUCCUGAGGAUGCAAUAGACAAGGAAGCCAGGCGCGCUGGCUCGGCGGGGGAACUGGUCAGGUAGGGUUUGCAUAGCUGUCUCUACAAAAAUCAUGUGUAUUGGUUCAGGCAGUACGAUGAAUAAGCAAUGGUUGGUUUAGUUUUGAAACCUGAAUCCUUUGAAAAAUUUAUCUGAGGUAAAAUGUUUAAACUCAUUGUUGACCUUGAGGCUGUCCAUCUGCCAGAGCUUAGUCAUCAGGACAAGAGUGGCCACCUGGGGUGGGGGCGCCACGGGGCGGCCACGUGCACUGACGCUACAGUGGGAAAACCACGAGAGAAUCCAGGGCCUGUUAGUGUUUUGGGCUCCCUGAUGACCCCCCUCCCCCCAAGCAGAAAGUCUGCCAUCCGCUGUGACAGUGUCAGUGAAAAAGAGAACAAGUUCCCACUGCCAGGUCUGGCCCUUACCCUGCCCCAGCCCCAAGAGGGAUGGGGACAGGCCCUAGGGACCCAGGGCAGGGGCCAGCGGCAUCUGUGCACAAGACCUGUAUCUGUAAACAAU
Messenger RNA from Pteronotus mesoamericanus, 5191 nucleotides. RefSeq names its product ataxin 2 (gene ATXN2). Gene Ontology annotation, biological process: cytoplasmic stress granule assembly. Gene Ontology annotation, molecular function: mRNA binding. NCBI's taxonomy places the organism in Eukaryota, Metazoa, Chordata, Mammalia, Chiroptera, Mormoopidae. The coding region runs from base 284 to 3709 and encodes 1141 amino acids. The transcript is spliced from 27 exons. Gene Ontology annotation, cellular component: cytoplasmic stress granule. The record is from RefSeq and is a predicted model, not a curated record.